AUGCCCAUCUUACUCUUCCUGAUAGACACGUCCGCCUCCAUGAACCAGCGCACCCAUCUGGGCACCACCUAUCUGGACAUAGCCAAAGGCGCUGUAGAGACUUUCAUGAAGCUCCGCGCCCGGGACCCCGCCAGCAGAGGAGACAGGUACAUGCUGGUCACUUUCGAGGAGCCUCCCCACGCGAUCAAGGCUGGCUGGAAAGAAAACCAUGCAACCUUUAUGAAUGAAUUGAAAAACCUUCAAGCUGAAGGACUUACGACUCUUGGCCAGUCUCUAAGGACAGCUUUUGAUUUAUUAAACUUAAAUAGAUUAGUAACUGGCAUAGACAACUAUGGGCAGGGAAGAAACCCUUUUUUUCUGGAGCCAGCAAUAAUUAUAACAGUUACUGAUGGGAGUAAAUUAACUACCACGAGUGGGAUACAGGAUGAGCUCCAUUUACCUCUCAAUUCUCCUUUACCUGGAAGUGAAUUGACUAAGGAACCUUUUCGCUGGGAUCAGAGACUAUUUGCUUUAGUUCUGCGUUUGCCUGGCAUCACAACUCCAGAAUCAGAGCAGAUAGCAGGUGUGCCCGUUGAUGACUCAGCAAUCACACCUAUGUGUGAAGUCACAGGAGGUCGCUCGUAUUGUGUGUGUUCUCCAAGAAUGCUGAAUCAGUGUCUUGAGUCACUGGUUCAAAAAGUGCAAAGUGGAGUAGUAAUAAACUUUGAAAAAUCUGGACCAGAUCCUUCACCAACUGAAGAUGGACAGAUGGAUAUAGCUAGGUCUUUUGGACCCCACCCUUGGCACAGCUGUCACAAACUUAUCUAUGUCAGACCAAACCCUAAAACUGGAGUUCCCAUAGGCCACUGGCCUGUUCCAGAAUCCUUUUGGCCAGAUCAAAAUUCUCCAACAUUGCCACCUCGCACAUCUCACCCUGUAGUGAAGUUCUCCUGCACUGACUGUGAACCAAUGGUCAUUGACAAACUACCUUUUGAUAAAUAUGAGUUAGAACCUUCACCGCUGACCCAGUUUAUUCUGGAAAGGAAAUCUCCUCAGACCUGCUGGCAGGUGUAUGUGAGCAAUAGUGCAAAAUAUAGUGAACUUGGCCAUCCUUUUGGUUACUUGAAAGCCAGUACAGCACUGAAUUGUGUGAACCUGUUUGUGAUGCCUUACAAUUAUCCAGUCCUCCUUCCCCUCUUAGAUGACUUAUUCAAAGUACACAAGGCAAAGCCAACCUUAAAAUGGCGGCAGUCAUUUGAAAGCUAUUUGAAGACAAUGCCUCCUUACUAUCUAGGGCCUUUGAAGAAAGCUGUGAGAAUGAUGGGAGCGCCUAACCUUAUAGCAGAUGGUGUGGAAUAUGGACUUAGUUACAGUGUCAUUGCAUACCUCAAAAAGUUGAGUCAACAGGCCAAAAUAGAGUCCGAUAGAGUCAUUGGCUCUGUAGGCAAAAAGGUAGCGCAAGAGACUGGAAUUAAGGUCAGAAGCAGAUCACACAACCUGUCUAUGGCACAUAGGAACGAUUUUCAACAACUGCUACAGGGGAUUACUGGGGAAAUUCCUCAUAGACUUCUAGACCUCAAUAUGAAGGAGUAUGCUGGGUUCCAAAUAGCUUUGCUGAAUAAGGAAUUGAAACCUCAGACCUUUAGAAAUGCUUAUGAUAUACCCAGAAGGAAUCUUUUGGAUCACUUAACAAGAAUGAGGUCUAAUCUUAUGAAGAUAACUCGCAAGUUUCUCAAAGGACAAGAUGAAGAUCAAGUUCACAGUGUACCAAUAGCACAAAUGGGAAAUUAUCAGGAGUACCUAAAACAGAUACCAUCUCCUCUUCGAGAGCUUGACCCUGAUCAACCCCGAAGGCUACAUACAUUUGGUAAUCCAUUUAAAUUGGACAAGAAGGGAAUGAUGAUAGAUGAGGCAGAUGAAUUUGUAUCAGGGCCUCAAAAUAAACACAAACGACCCGGAGAACCAAAUAUGCAAGGGAUUCCUAAAAGACGUCGGUGUAUGUCACCCCUUCUCAGAGGCCGGCCACAGACUCCUCCUGUCAUGAACAAUCACAUUGGAGGAAAAGGGCCACCUACACCUGUAACACAAGCACAGCCAGAUCUUGUUAAACCUAUUCCUAUUCACAAAACUUCAGAAACCAAUAACGAGAUUGCAGCGGAUGAUGCGAUUGAGAAUCAUGUUGCAGACCCACUUUCAUCAGAUGUUUUUCCAAAUGCUAUGGAUUCUGACUUUUCAGUGUCCCCUUCUCCAUUCAAUUCAUUGGAUGGACCAACAACUCAUUCAGAGGAUCUAGGCCAUGAACAUUUAGGAACUAAUAACCUUAACAUCGAUGAAUUUAUGAAAAAUGAAGAGUCGGGUGGUAAAGAGCGAAGUUCUCAAGAAAACUUGCCAGCAUCUUCGCCCAACAAAGGGAAAAAAGUGAUACAUUCCAGAAGUGCGAGAGAGGUUAAUAUAGAACUAAAAGCACAAAUUAUGAAGGAGAUUAGAAAGCCGGGAAGAAAAUAUGAAAGAAUCUUCUUUUUACUGAAGCAUGUACAAGGCAGUUUACAAACACGACUGAUAUUUUUACAGAAUGUUAUUAAAGAAGCCUCAAGGUUUAAAAAACGAAUGCUGAUAGAACAGCUUGAGGGUUUUCUGGAAGAAAUCCAUCGCAGAUCUAACCAAGUCAACCAUAUCAACAGCAGCUAAGAGAUGUUUUACACAUAGAAAAGCCACAGUAGGGCACGGCUGUAUUACCUGCAUUCAUUUUUGACAUGCACUCUUGGCUCAAGUCCCCUAUCUGAAAGACUAAAAGCUGCUCUCUAGUAUGAUGGAAAAAGUAUACGUAAUCUUUUUCUUCAUUUCUGUUAUUUUUGUAAUGUGAAAAAUAUCACUAAAAGCAUUUUUAUUUAACAAACUAAAAAUAGAGAAUUUCUUGCUUGUCAUUGACUUAAAUGUCACUUUCCCUCAGGUUCUAUUUUCUUAACCCAACCUUCAAAACUAUCAUCUCUGUUA
Molecule: messenger RNA, 2973 nt
Organism: Emys orbicularis (European pond turtle)
Lineage: Eukaryota; Metazoa; Chordata; Testudines; Emydidae
Gene: INTS6
Product: integrator complex subunit 6
Exons: 18
Coding region: 1-2667 (888 amino acids)
Biological process (GO): snRNA 3'-end processing
Cellular component (GO): integrator complex
Source: RefSeq, a predicted model, not a curated record